CAAGGUUUUUAUAUAGUGUUUUUUUAUUUUUCUUCGCUCUCCUCUCUGUUCUACCCUCACUCGCUCGCCAGCAAUCGCCGAAUCUACUUUUUCGCGAAGCAGGAAAUCUGCUCCGACCAGCAGCAGCACGUUUCGUGUUCCCCAAUGGCAGAUUAAGAUCCUGCUUAUGUAUCCCUCUCAUUGAUAGAUUGCAUUUUGAUUGCCAAGCCUGUCUUUCAACACUGCCCAAGGUCCACAUUUUACAGAUAACCACACGAGCCUCUCGGGAGGCUUGUUAUUUACCCUGCAAACAGGCAGUGAUUGAUUUCUCGUUCCAAAUCCAUGUUCCGCAGAUCCGUCUCUGUGUCGGGGGUGUAACCAGGAGUCGCCGGUAUGUUCUUCCAGGAGAGUUUCAGUAGCAGCGUGGAUUUUCCCACCUACAUACCAUGGCAGACUCUGUCUUCGGAUUUGUCCGACAAAUUGAAACAUGGUUCGAUCCGGAUUAAUCGCAGCAACAGGGUUGAGUACGCGACCAUCCAGGAGGAAGGGACUCCUCUUCUGGAAAAUGGGACCCGAAAACCCGACACCAUUGGGGAUGGGUCCAUCGUUACUGAAGCUGUCAGGGCAGGUACCAGCUGGCCUGUUGCCGCCUUUCUUCUCGUCAAUGCUGCGCUUGGAGCUGGAGUUCUCAACUAUCCAUAUGCAUAUGAUAAAGCCGGCGGUGUCAUUUUUGCUGCAUUUUUACAGAUUAUUAUGAUGGUUGUUUUAAUUUCCACUAUGCUUGUGCUUGUCUAUUCUGCUGAUGUGAACAAAGAUAACACAUACCAUGACGUAUUACUUUCUUUGUGUGGCAGGCGAGCUCAGCAGUUUGCAGCUGUUUCAAUUCUUCUUACAUGUUAUGGAAUUUGUAUAACAUUUUUAAUUAUUAUUGGGGAUCAAUAUGAUCGAUUAUUCCUAUCUCUGUUUGAAAACGAUUUUUGUACAAAGUGGUAUUUAGAUAGGAGAUUCACUAUAACAGUUACAGCUAUUUUAUGCAUUCUUCCUAUGUGUUACUUUCAGAGAUUGGAUUUCUUAAGAUAUGCCAGUACUCUAGGCAUAUUUGCUAUGUUGUAUCCAGUCUUUCUCACUGUAUAUGAGUACUAUAAGCUUGAUAUUCGUCCUGGUCAUAUAAAAAUGAUGCCAGAUAGUGCUGUUGAAGUAUUUGUUGUCAUACCGGUUUUUUCAUUUGCAUAUCAGACUCAUGAGAUUGUUGUUCCUGUUUAUGCUUGCAUGAAAAACCGUAAUCUCAGAGAUUUCACAAAAGCCACAUUUUUAGCUAUGGGGAUUCUUUUCUUCAUUUAUUGCAUCGCCGGAAGUUUUGGUUACAUGACAUUUGGCAGCCUUAUUGCACCUGACAUAAUGGAACAAUAUGAUGCAACAGAUCCAGUAGUACUCGUAGGAAUUGGUGCUUUGGUUGUCAAGAUGAUUACUACUUAUCCACAAUUAGUCGUCUGUGGAAGGGGAGCCUUGGAUGGCUUAUACGCAGAAUUUGCUCAUCUUUCGACUGAUCAAUUCAUUAAAGGAGAAUUCAAGAGGAGAAUUGUAGUAACAUCACUAUGGUUUUUUUCAACACUAUUAUUAGCUGUUUUAGCACCAAAUAUUGGAGUUGUUAUUGAAUUGCUUGGAUGUUUAGCCUCCGUAAAUAUAUUUAUAUUUCCAGGCUUAUGUUUAAUUGCUUUAGCAAUUCGGGAGGACGAAAACCUAGAAGAAUUUAGAAGUCGAGCUAAAGCUUUUGUGGCAUGUUUAAUGAUUAUGUUUGGCACCUUUGUUUUUGGUGUAGUUUUCACAAAAGUGAUUAUAUAUGAUUUGUUGAAUAAGACUGGUAAAGUUCCUCAUCCCAAAUGCUAGUGAUACAUCUCAUCGUAAAAUGUAUUUGUUCAUUGCAAUUUUUUGUAACUGUAUUUGCAAUUAAGUAGCUGGAUAUUCUUUCUAAGAAAGAAAAUGUGUUCACUAGAUCUUUUCUACAAUGUGCACGAAGCAUUAAAUGAGAAAUUCUUUACUAAAACUCUUCAGUGAGGUGACAUUUAAUGUUCAUAGUAGCAUUGGGAAUUUCAUUCUGUUCCAUCAGCCAAUGUAUUUACAGAUGUUUGUUUUAAGACUUUUAUAUGAGGACUUUUCUUAUAUUUAGCAUUUUAUAUUUGGCAUUACUGAUUUCUGCAGUGAUGGCAAUCUAAUAAAUGGUAAAUUUUAAAUAGCUGCUCAACUAUACAUUUUUUUUUUGCAUAUUUAAAUUUAUUACGGCAGAUUUUUUUUAGUCACUUUUAUUCAUUUAUAACCUAAAAGUAUCUUUGAAAUGAAAAUGUUCUUGUUAUAGUGUUCUGCAAUAUUUUUGUAUAUUUUGUGCAUCAGUUGUGACAUUAUUAAGAUCUUUUCACAGUGUAAAUUUUUCUUACUUUUGGAAUUCAAAAUAUAUUUUAAUCAUGUUUGUGAAGAAAAUAAUAUUAAUUAUUGUUUUAUAAUUUGUAAAAGAAAUAAGUUUCUGGUAUUGCUUAGUCUCUCAUGGAAUUAAGUUGAAGAAUUGAAACUGAUUUUGAAUUCCAUGAAUUAAAUUUAUUUCUGAAAUAAUGUAGAAAGAAAAUUGUUUUUAGAGAAUUUCAUUUAAAACUGUCUUUCAC
Argiope bruennichi is the source of this 2633-nucleotide messenger RNA. RefSeq names its product sodium-coupled neutral amino acid transporter 7-like. The record is from RefSeq and is a predicted model, not a curated record. Lineage: Eukaryota; Metazoa; Arthropoda; Arachnida; Araneae; Araneidae. The coding region runs from base 373 to 1866 and encodes 497 amino acids. The transcript is spliced from 9 exons. Gene Ontology annotation, molecular function: amino acid transmembrane transporter activity. Gene Ontology annotation, biological process: amino acid transmembrane transport.